UUCCAGAUGGAUUUGCUAUUCUUUUUGUUCCGAGAGCUUCAGUCGGCAGCUACCCUACUUCCCAUUCUCGGUCUCUUUAUCAUCAGAUCAUACAUAUUACCUACAGAUGCAGUGAACUCAUGCGUAGAUACUGAUAAGGAUGUAUUGUCCAAUGUGGGUCUCUAAAGCUGCAAGAGGAUGCGAUGACUGGCUGAAGCUCAACUGCCCUCUGAGCUGCUCAAUUUGUAGACCAACUCCUGACAAACCUCUUCCACGAACGAUCUCCUCUCUGCUUAACGCUAGCACAACAACAUGUACCGAUCGCCAUUCUCAUUGCUCAUAUUGGGCUAAUACGAGGCAGUGCACUAUAAAUCCAAAAUUCAUGUUAGCGGAGUGUUGUAAACAGUGCACCUUAAUUACGAGACACCACAUUCAAGCUAGAUUUUCAUAGCUUUUCAUGAAUCAAAUAAAUGAAUAGAUACAGGCAUAGCCCGUAUUUAAGCAGAACGAAUCUAAUUGUGCCAACGGGGU
Molecule: messenger RNA, 510 nt
Organism: Cylicocyclus nassatus
Lineage: Eukaryota; Metazoa; Nematoda; Chromadorea; Rhabditida; Strongylidae
Source: the annotation of a GenBank genome assembly